GUACCUUAUCUGUCAAAAUUGUACACCGUCUCAACUGUCAAGUUCUGGUGAUCGAUCUUGCCCUUCCAAGACCCGUGACUUCAGACAGAUCAGUAUGAAAUUUGCGAAAUCGCUGAGAGAUAGACGAAGCAGACAUGGAAGCCGCGAAUAUCAGGGGAGCCCACAGAUGGAAGAAGAAAGCUUCUCUUCACACUCCAAGAUCUGCACUUAUCACCGUUAUAGUAAUCUCCUCUAUCCUUCUCCUCUUCUUCUACUUCAGACGUUUUUUCGUUAUUCCGUUUGAACUUCCACUUUCCAGAAUUUCCUCGGCAUUCAGUACGUUACGAUGCGGUUCCUCCUCCAGAGAGAAGUUCCUCUGGUACGCUCCCCACAGUGGAUUCAGCAACCAGCUUGCCGAAUUCAAGAACGCCCUUCUAAUGGCUGCGAUUUUAAAUCGAACCCUGGUUGUCCCUCCCAUUCUCGAUCAUCACGCCGUUGCUCUGGGAAGCUGCCCCAAAUUCAGGGUUCUAAGCCCCCCUGACUUGAGAUUCGCUGUUUGGAAUCAUAGUGUUGAGCUCUUGCGUAAUUGCAGAUAUGUUUCUAUGGCCGAUAUUGUUGACAUUUCAGUUACUGUGUCGGGUUCAGCAGUAAGUGUUGUGGAUUUUAGAGAUUUUGUGCAUGAAUGGUGUGGUGUGAAACCGGAUCACUUAUGCUAUAGAGACCAAAAGGCCCAACCUUCAUUGCUACAAAGACUAAAUGAAUGUGGGUCUUUUCUGUCUGGACAAUAUGGCAAUUUAGAUAGUUGUUUGUAUGCUGUAGAUGAGGAUUGCCGGACAGCGGUCUGGAUAUACCAAAAAGACAGUGAAGAAGGUAGUUUAGACUCAUUUCAACCAGAUGAGAAACUCAAGAAGAAAAAAGAAAUUGCCUUUGUUAGGAGAAGGAGAGAUGUAUACAAGACCCUAGGACCUGGCUCUUUUCCUGGAUCAUCCAAAAUUCUUGCAUUUGGAAGCCUUUUUACUUCCCUUUAUAAGGGUUCGGAGUCUCACAUCGAUAUCCAUGAAGCUCCUAAUGAUAAAAGGAUAGAUUCCUUCAUCAUGAAGAUCAAAUACCUUCCCUUUGUUCCAGAAAUUCUUCAUGCUGGGAAGACGUUUGUUGAUAAUAGAAUUAAAGCACCUUUUCUUUGUGCUCAGCUUAGGCUACUAGAUGGGCAAUUCAAGAACCACUGGAGAGCUACUUUCCAAGAGUUGAAGCAUAGGUUAGAAUAUUUGAAACAAACUGGACCUAACUCUGUUCAUGUGUUUCUGAUGACUGACCUUCCCAUGUCUAAUUGGACUGGGAGCUAUUUGGGUGAUAUAUCAAAAGAUUCAAGGAUUAAACUGUUUGUCCUUGUAAAAAAUGACAACCUGGUCACAGAAACUGCUGGGAGUAUCCUGAAUGCGAACCAUGGUAUGAAGUUUAGGUCCUUUUCAAAGCGUUUUAUCAAAGUUCAGGAGAAUCUGAAGAGUCAAACAUUGCCUGACGUGCUAUUAUACAUAGAGGAAACAAUAUGUAGCUGUGCUUCUCUUGGUUUUGUGGGAACUACUGGUUCAACUAUUGCAGAGGGCAUAGAACUGAUGCGGAAGUUUGAUAUAUGUAAACGCUGAAACCUUUGUAAGGAUUCUUGUUACGUUUGGAGCUCUAUGGCCUGAGGUUUCCAAAUGAUAUAGUUAGGAGAGGGUUAAGCCUAUGGAAAGUGUAAUUUCAUGCCGGAUGGUUAUGGAUGUUUUGCAGCUGUGGAUAUGGAGAAAAUGCUGGAAUUUCAUCCAGCACUCUUUGAGCACUGUUGUUUUCUAAAGCUGUCUGGAUAAUCAUAUCUGGAAAAGUGGCAAUAGAAACUCAAUUAAUCAAGAUUCAAUACCUCAAUAAGAAAUGAAUUUUUUAAUUUGUUGUCUGCCUGCGAAGUGAUUUGUGAAGAUUUUUUCUUCUGCAGAAGGCCUUGUAGCAACAUGACUGGUUACUCUGUUGGCCCAACUGACGAAAAAUCUCCUGUUCUUAUUGACUUGUACUUUUUUUUUUGAUUGACCAAAACUGCUAGGUUUUGGUAUAUAUAAGGAGUCAGGACCCCACUAUCUAGGUUUGUAGGAAUUGUUGUUUUUGCACAUUUGAUUUUGGGCUGCAGCAUUUCCUCCCCCACUAGUCGUCCUAAAAUUAGGUAUAUCCUGGGCUUGUAUGCCUCGGGGAUUUUGGAGGGAAGGGAAUGGGAGGAUUGUUCUUUAUUAUUUUAUAUAUUUUUCUUCAUUUGUUAGUUUUAAAAUAGAAAUAAGUGUUUGAUUAGUUAAAUUAUCUGCUUUUGUCUAUAGACUAUAGUUCUUUACAACCAGCUAAGUGUGGACUUGAAUUAAAAAAAAUGCAUAUCAAUCCUCUGCUUACCUCCCCUCCAAAAUCCUCGAAUCAAACAAACCAUUAGAUUUCCAUCCUCACUUAUGCUUUAUUGAAAAUUCGAAGCCCCGCUUUUCAUUUUUGCUAGGUGUCUUGUCACAUCCUUGACUGAGAGCCUGAGAAUCAACUCCACCACUGUAACGAACUGUAUUUUCUGGUCUGCUCUCAAUUUCUUUUAUUUUGUAUGGAAAUGGAUGAUGUGCU
Molecule: messenger RNA, 2601 nt
Organism: Cuscuta epithymum
Lineage: Eukaryota; Viridiplantae; Streptophyta; Magnoliopsida; Solanales; Convolvulaceae
Source: the annotation of a GenBank genome assembly